UCCGCGCCGGAUCGACGAGGGAACAGUCGGAUGUGUAGGGCUCUUGGAUGCUCUUGGUGCUGGUGCUGCUCUGGAUAGUAGCAAGAAACGUUAUCAAUUUAGCGCUCAGUUAAGCUUACCUUACCUUUUACAUACACAAAAAAUAUAUACCUCCCGGAGGUGAUGCGGUCUAAAGUGUGUUCCGGCGGCAUGAUGCCGACAGUGGCUCUCCUUCCGCUGCUGGUCGGUCUGCUGUUGCUGGCCGUGGCGGUGCAGGGCGCCUGCAGCUCUUCGGACAACUGUACGCGCACGAUCUACACGUGGGAAGGGGGCCGGAUCGUUUGGCCCUGCCCGACCACCAAGCGGCUCAUCACCAGCACCGGCAAGUACAAGCCACGUGAUCUGAUCGCGAUGCGCUGCCAGCGCAGCGGUACGCACACGCUGUGCGUGUUUCCGCGCUACAAGAGCAGCAACCCGAUCACGCUGAGCAAGGUGUACGCAACGAAGAAGGGCUGCGACGUCAAGUUCGAACCGUUCCCGUGUUGGAACGAGCAGGAGGAGGGCAACUGCAAUGCGCUCCAGUCGGCCAUCGAUCUGCACAGCGAUGGCGAGUACGUGUGGGUGCUGGACAGUGGGGUGACGCAGUCGCAGCGCACACCGGUCCAGCGCUGCCCGCCGAAGGUCGUGGUGUACUGCAGCAAGACGGGCAAGAAGCUGAAAACGAUCAAUCUGGCCCGGUUUGUGACGGAAAAGUCGCGCCUGCAGUACAUCCAGGUGGAGUGUCUGAAGGGCGGCCGGUGCUACGUGUACGUGAGCGAUCCGGGCAACAAUGCGAUCAUCGUGUACGACGUGUACAAUGGGCGCGGGUAUCGGGUGAUCCUGCCGAAGGCUGUCCACAUGGGCUGCCGCUACCGGGACAUGUUGUACAUCUUCCUGUCGAAGCACAAGGAAGGUACGCGGCUGUACUUUACCUAUCUCGGCGGUAAUCGACUGUUUGCGAUCAAGACGGAGCAUCUGCGCAAGGGACACGGUGGCAACAUUAUAGACAUUGGCGAGAAACCGGUGGUGCCCGUCUUCCUCGGCACGGACGGUGGCCAUGGAGUGUUCUUCAGGGAGGAGGGCGAGAUGAACAUCUACUACUGGGACACCAACACCUGCUGGAAAAAGACCAACUUUAAGCUGGUGUACAAGAGCACGCUCGGCCUGUACGCCACGCACGUGUUCCCCGAUCUGAAGCUGAACCGGCUGCUGGUGCUGGAGAACGAUUUCCCGAGCUACGUGAAGGACCACGCCGGCUGUGGAACGCUCCAUCAGAUCUCGAUCCUCGAUGGAAGCUGCAAGUGUAAUUCGGGCUAGUGGAAGGGGUGGGUGUAGUAGCACAAGGGGGCGGGGGCUGUAAGUUAUUAGUCGAAGCCGUUAAAAAGAAAGGGGUAAAAUUUCAUUUGAACGUUGGCAGAAGGCGAUCGCGUUCAAACACAGCCGUUAUGCAAACAUGUGAUAUGCAAGAGAGCGAGCUAGUAGUGAGUAAGCUUGCUAAACCAUGGUACUCGGGAUGAUUCCGACACUGUCCGGAAGUAUGUUAGUAAUAAAGUUUCUAACAGUUUAAAACGAAA
Messenger RNA from Anopheles arabiensis, 1592 nucleotides. RefSeq lists its product as uncharacterized. Lineage: Eukaryota; Metazoa; Arthropoda; Insecta; Diptera; Culicidae. The record is from RefSeq and is a predicted model, not a curated record. Gene Ontology annotation, cellular component: extracellular region. The transcript is spliced from 2 exons. The coding region runs from base 163 to 1335 and encodes 390 amino acids.